AUGGAGCCUCUGGAAAUCAUAUCAACAGACGGCAAAGGCCCAUUCGCUCUGCAGUAUCGUCACGGAUGGACAGUCAGCUCCCCGGUAGAAGACAACAGCGUAACGUCUACACAUCGGGUAAACAGUAAUCGCAUUGUGACCGAGGAUAUUGAGCAGGCUACUGAAAUUCUCUCCCCAAACAGAAUACUGAAUAUUCUGGAAAGUGACUUUAUUGAUAGCCGGGUAGCAAGGUAUCCUGGAGAGAAAGGAUUGUCUCCAGAGGAUACUACAUUCAUGAAGAAGGCUGAAAGCAAUGUAGUGUUCAAAGACGGUCACUUUGAGAUCCCUCUCCCUUUCAGGAAUCAGAACUUAAUGGUGCCAAAUAAUAAGAUCCUUGCAAUCAAACGAGCACUCUAUCAAAAGAAGAAAAUGCAAAAGGAUCCCAAGUACCACUCCGACUACGUCAACUUCAUUGACAAAAUACUCCAGAAUGACUAUGCUGAACGUAUCCCAGACUCCCUGCUUACAGCCAAAUCUGGACAUGUGUGGUACCUGCCACAUCAUGGAGUAUACAAUCAAAGAAAACCGGAUAAAAUUAGAGUGGUGUUUGACUGUAGUGCUAAAUUCAAUGGAAUAUCCUUAAACGAUCAGUUGCUGCAAGGGCCUGAUCUCACCAAUUCUCUGAUAGGUGUUCUAACCAGAUUCAGAGAACACCAGGUAGCCUUCACUUGUGACGUGGAGUCUAUGUUCUACCAAGUGAAAGUACCCAAACACCAAUACAACCAUCUCAGAUUCCUCUGGUGGCCGAACGGUGACAUAUCAAAGGAACUCGAAGAGUACUGGAUGAAGGUACACCUGUUCGGUGCAGUGAGCUCACCAAGUAUCGCCAACUACGCACUUAGACGCGUCGCAGAUGAAGGAAACAACUUAAGUUCAGAAGUCGCCCAUACAAUUAAGCGGAACUUCUAUGUUGAUGACUGUCUAAAGUCUGUACCGAACGCCACCAAAGCCAGUUCUCUGAUUGCUGAACUAACUGCCGCCUGCGGGGGCUGUGGAUUCAAACUGUGUAAAUAUACUAGUAAUGACGUCUCUGUCCUAAACACCAUCCCAGCUGACGAUCGAUCCAAAGAGUUAAAGACAAGAGACAUCAAUUAUGACCCCCUGCUACAGAGCACGCCCUCGGAAUACUUUGGGGUCGUCGAAACAGACACAUUUGGCUUCUCAGUGUUGUUGCCAGACAAACCGCUGACAAGAAGAGGCAUUCUCUCCAUAGUAUCAUCCAUCUAUGACCCCCUUGGUUUUGCUGCUCCAUUUGUGCUGCCGGCAAAGCAAAUACUGCAAGACCUCUGCAAAGAAACCACUCUCACCUGGGAUGACGAAGUGCCUGAUGAUCACCAGCGACGUUUCAAACAAUGGAUUAGCGAAGCCCCGAACCUUCAGAAGAUAACAAUCCCGAGAUGUCUAAAGUUACCACAGCAAGCAAAAGAUACGGCGUUUCAGAUGCACGUUUUCUCAGAUGCCAGUGCAUCUGGGUAUGGCGCUGUUGCAUACCUAACCUCAAACGAGGGUGGAUGUUCGAAAACUUCAUUUCUCAUCGGAAAAGCAAGGGUUGCUCCAUUGAAAGCAACAUCUAUCCCACGGCUUGAACUCACAGCGGCUGCUGUAGCUGUAAAUUUAGGACAGAAAAUGACCCUUGAGCUUGAUCUCCAUCUCAACGAUAUCUGCUAUUACACAGAUUCAACAACAGUCCUUUAUUACAUCAGAGCUGAGAGAAAGCGUUUUCCAGUGUUUGUGGCCAACAGAGUCCGUCAAAUAAGAGACUUCAGCAACGCUAACCAGUGGAAGUACGUUAGCACUGAUUUGAACCCAGCAGACGUUGCAUCACGUGGGGUAGGUUCUGUGAUAUCGUCAGACAUGACUCAUUGGCUGGAAGGUCCGGAUUUCUUGAAUAUGCCGGCUUCAGAAUGCCCUGCAAAGAUGCACCCCAUCAGUGAACCGCAGGUUAUAGAAGAAGACUUUAUGUCUUUAGCUACUACUGCUACAUCAGAAGAAGGCUCACCGUUUAUGUCUUUAAUCACCCAUUUCUCCAGGUGGGAGAGACUGAAGAGAGCAGUAGCAGUAUUCAUAGCAUUUUUGGCUUUCUUACAAAACAAAGAACAAACUAUAAAUUUAAGGACCACACAGAUCAUGCAAAAGGCUGAAAAGGCAAUAGUUUGCUUUAUACAAAAGAUCACCUUUGCAAACGAGGUCGAGAAUCUCAAGAAAACAACCAUGAAAGAAGACAAGAGAGAACACUCACUACCAAAAACAAGUAAGAUAUUCCGUCUCGACCCAGUGCUCAUCGACGGAACUCUGCGAGUGGGAGGACGCCUCUCGAAAGCCGCAAUGGACUAUGACGUGAAACAUCCAAUGCUACUGCCACAACACUCGCACGUCACGACUCUAAUUGUACGAGAUGCUCAUGAGAAACUCGGCCAUGCUGGUAGAAAUCACACCAUUGCAGCAAUUAGAGAACGCUUUUGGAUUGUUUCAAUCAACUCUGCUGUCCGACGUCAACUCCACAAAUGCAUAACGUGCAGAAAAAUAAGAAAGCCAUGCCAAGAGCAAAAAAUGUCCGACUUACCUCAAGAUCGUCUCGAGCCAGCUCCACCAUUUACAUUCACAGGCGUAGACUUCUUCGGGCCGUUCAUUAUAAAAGAGGGACGCAAGGAGCUCAAACGUUACGGCGUCAUAUUCACCUGUCUUGUCAGUCGCUCCAUUCAUCUGGAAGCUGCUAACAGUCUCGAAACAGAUUCCUUUAUUCACUGCUUGCAACGCUUCAUAGCCCGCAGAGGUACGGUACAAGAAAUCCGAUGCGACAACGGGUCCAACUUCAUCGGAACACGGAAUGAGCUGAACAAGGCUUGGUCAGAUCUGGACCAAAACAAAAUCCAAAACAAACUACUGUACAUGAAUAUUGAGUGGAAACUCAACCCACCUAUGGCAUCGCACAUGGGCGGCGUAUGGGAGCGCCAGAUCCGUACCAUUCGGAAAGUUCUAUCUGCGCUAUUCUACAACCACGGGACUCGCCUUGAUGACGAAUCAUUCCGCACGCUUCUCUGCGAGGUAGAAUAUAUUGUGAACUCAAGACCGAUCACGACCUGUUCUGAUGAUCCUGACGACAUGGAACCACUAAGUCCGAGUCAGAUCCUCCACAUGAAGUCACCCAAGAGGUUAAUACCGGGACCUUCGCAACCAGAAUAUGUGUACUCGAGAAAAAGGUGGCGUAGAGUACAAUAUUUGUCGGACUUGUUCUGGAGCAGAUGGAAAAGGGAGUACAUAGUCAGCCUGCAGCAACGCCCCAAAUGGAACAAACAACAACGAAAUACACGGGAAGGUGACAUCGUGCUCCUGAAAGACGAGAACACGCCAAGACUUCACUGGCCACUAGCACGUGUAACAGAGGUACUGCCAGACUCCAGAGGUGUUGUGAGAAGCGUCAAACUUCGAACCCAAUCUUCUGAACUGCACAGACCAGUGACCAAGCUCGUACUCUUAAUUCCAAAAGAAGAUCAAGUGUUAUAG
Molecule: messenger RNA, 3543 nt
Organism: Macrobrachium nipponense
Lineage: Eukaryota; Metazoa; Arthropoda; Malacostraca; Decapoda; Palaemonidae
Exons: 1
Coding region: 1-3543 (1180 amino acids)
Biological process (GO): DNA integration
Molecular function (GO): nucleic acid binding
Source: RefSeq, a predicted model, not a curated record